GUUUUGUCUAUGAUUUUUAGAAGGUUUCGCGAAGUGGAAAGACGAAGAUUUAUCAAUUUUAUUUUUAAAUUUUAUCAUUUUGUUUAUAGAGAUUUCGUUUUUAUGUUAGUUUUUUUAGACAAUGCAGAUGCAAGAUGAUGUCUGAUCAGUUUAGGAAAGUUGAGCCAUAUUCACCGAAGUCCUCGCCCAGAGGAGCGAGGUCACCAGUCGUCUCACGGCAGGAUUCUUCUGGCACCCUCAAAACUACCAUUUCGCUCGGCAAGAAUCCUUCCAUCGUCCAUAGUGGACCUUUUUAUUUGAUGAAAGAACCUCCAGCGGAAUGUGAACAAACGGGGGCCACAAAUUUGAUGGCGUAUUAUGGCUUGGAGCACUCUUACAGUAAAUUCAAUGGCAAAAAGCUGAAAGAGUCCCUAUCGUCCUUCCUACCGAACCUCCCUGGUAUAAUGGAUGGACCGGGGCAGGAAGACAAUAGUACUCUAGGCUCAGUCAUAGCGAAGAGACCUAUAGGCGGUAAGGAGUUGCUGCCACUAACAAGUGCCCAGCUGGCAGGGUUCAGACUGCACCCAGGGCCCUUGCCGGAACAGUAUCGCUACGUCAGCGCUGCACCGCCCAAGAAACACAAACCCAAUAAACACAAGAAGCAUAAACACAAAGACGGCGCACCACCUGGCCAGGACACCCCUUUACAAGAUUCAUCGAACCCUGACACAUAUGAAAAGAAGCACAAAAAGCAAAAGCGGCACGAUGACGACAAGGAACGCAAGAAGAGAAAAAAGGAGAAAAAAAGAAAAAAGCAGAAACACAGCCCCGAGCAUGGCGGCCUCACACCAAACCAACACCCAAUACCAUAGGAGUUAAGUAUUAAUAUUUUAAGUUAGAAAGUUGUAAGUUCAAAUGCAAUCAAAUGAAAUGACAUGCAUUCAAAGUAAUAGACAAAGUGAGGUGGAGUAAGAUCUCAGACUAAUUACAUAAGGACCUGUCAAGUAUAUGAUCAAUGAUCUAAUGCGAUUAUAAAAACUGUCUCUACAGAAUUGAUGUUUCAUAUUUGUAAUCAUGUUUGUUAGUUAAAAAGCCUUUUUUUGUAGUUGAAUGGUGUCAACAACCUCUAGUUUAGUUUAUCUUAUAGAGUUAUAAUGUGUUCAUUGUUCAUGAAUUUGGGUGCAAUAUUGUAAUCUUAUGUAAUCAGUCUGAGAGUAGGAUACAUGGAAUUAUAUAUUUCUGCUCACGCCUGAAAUAAUACAAUUGGUGCCCAAGCAUUAUUUAGAAGUAUAAAGUGAAGCUCUCAUCCUUGGAAAAUGGUUUUAAAGCAGCAAGGCUCUUAUUUAUCCAUUUGGAACUGAAAUCUAAUACUCAUUUUCCUAAAUAAAAAGCACCAACACAAUUUUUAUUGUUCCUGUAAAAAUAAAUUAUGAUUUUUAUGUUUUGUGGUAUAUUUAAUUAAGCAAUUUUAGUUCUAAUUUGUUAUAAUAAUUAAGUAUUUUUGUCUAUUUUUAAUAAUCUACAUAGUUAGCCUUGGGCUUGAAAAUGAAAUUAUAUAAACAUAAAUUUAUGAAAUUGGGUAAUUUUAUCUGAUUAUGCUGUAUUUUGUUCCAAUUCGAAAAUAAAAUUUAUUUUCAUAAUAAUUAUUUUUCACAAUUUUACAUACUCUACUUACUCACUUACUCACACCAAACUUUAUAGGAAUGUAGCCAAAUUGGGCCCAAAGAAAUAUCUACAUUGUCAUAUUUCUUUUGGUUCAGAAUUUUCUCUGCCACACAAUGAAUCCAUGGCACGGCGAAUUCAUGUUGUUAAAGAAAUACAUCUCUUGAGAGUAUCUCAAUAUAAUUUUGUAAAACUGUUGUAGUUGUAUAAACCUUGUCCAUUAUAAUUAUUUUUUACAUUUUGUUCCUGCUUAUUUGUCAUAUCACAAAACAAUCCAUUUAUUAUGAAAUUAGCAAAUACAUAAUAAUACAACUAGCUAGUGUGUCCAUAAUGUCAAUAAUUUUGUUUUAUAUUUCAUAGUUCAUAGUUUCAAGUAUUAAGGGGUAUAAUUAUGCUUUGGAAUUAGAUAAUAUUUAUUUUCGUAAACAAUGAGAACCUUUUCACCUGACGACUUCUAAACUUGAACAUUGUAAUAUUUAUUUUUACAGUUUCAAAUGACAUUGUACUCGACAAUUGCUGUCUUAGUUCUACUUGUGUGCGCCUCACAUUCAAAGCCUCUAAAAGUCGUGUCAAAGGCUCUUUUGUGCCUAUAGACCGAGAGCAUGCGAUGGCAUUCUUUUUUUUCGUUUCACAAUAUGGUUUUGCAAUACAUUUAUUUAGCCAGUCAUCAAGUAAUCAUUUUUAACAAAUAUUUUUUCCUAUUAUGGCGAAAGUGGUCAAAUAUCUGGUUUUUUGAAGAGCGUGAUGUAGUGCGCGUGUAAGCACGUAUGCUGAAACGAUCGUAUACGCGCAAAAAUCUGAAAAACCCUUACUAAAACUUUUUAUAGUGCACUCUGCACUGAGAAAAUGGAAUUAAUCACUCUUGAUCAAACUCCACUUCACUUGUGCACCUACUAGAACUAUAUUAAAUUCCAUUGAACCCCGCACCCAAGUCCAGCACAUUGGGACCCAACGACCAUCGGCUCUUCGAACUACUCGUAUGUGCUUUGCCCAUGGACAUUCAAGUAUUUUUUUUUAAUUUUUGAAGCCUUAGAGCACUUGUAGAACAUGAAUCGACGUGCCACCAUGGUAAGUGAUGAUGCAAUCUAAGAUGGAAGCGAGCUAACUUGUUAGGAGGAUGAAAAUCCACACCUCUUUCGGUUUCUACCCAACAUACAAUACAAGCUUGGCGGUACGUCUUUACAUGUAAACGAUGGCAGCGCACAAUGUUCAGAAACGUCAUAUACAGAUAUACAUCCAACUAUACACAGCUUAUUGGCAUAAAUUUUCAGAUAUCCAUUGAGAUCGUACUCUAAAAUUGAAUAAGUAUCUAAUUGCAUUUCUUAAAUUCGUAUUGUUCUACAAUUUUGUAUCUAUAUCAUAGGCACUGCUUUUUACCCGACUGCAAGAACCCAAGUGUUAAAAAAAAAUAACAAGUCGGGACCUUAGACAUUGGAUAAAUGUCUAAGGUCCCGACUUGUUAUUUUUUUUUUAAUUUCACCUAUCUAAGAACACUUGGGUUAUUGAGAAAAAUCUAACGAUAUUCUUAUUACGUAAAUCCGUUCAGAAUGAUUUUCUUCUAUAUUAUUUAAUAGGUCCCGACUGAUUUCUAAUUGCUUUCUACACUUCUGGACUGACCUUGUUUUUUUCUUUUCACUUAUUUAAUACUUUAUGCAGUCGGGUUUUUUUUUAUUAGUUUAAAUAAUUUAUUUAUUGUUAAUUUCUUUGUACCUAUAAAAUAAUCUUCUCCACUAAUUUAAUAAAUCAAAAAUGUAUUCAUUAAAUUAUCUAUUUGUUGAAGUCGUGAAUGUACUGAUUAAUGAUUUAAAGUAUAUUCAUACGUUGGUUCACAUCGCUCCAGUAUUUCUGUGUAAUCUGAUAAGAGAUAAACAUUAAGUAUAAUUCAGCGUGGCUCACUCACUGUUUUGUGUUCACAUCCGUUUUGUUAUAUCCUGUUUAUUGUAUUCGACAUACGAGUUACCUAUGGUUCUUAUCGCUAAUAUGAUAUUACUUUGUAUAUUAACUGUUACUCAUUCAUCCUCAUCAUUUGUCACCAUAUAAAGACCUCUCUCAAUGUUCUUAAUGGUUUUAAGGUACCUACUGAUAAUUUUGGCAGUUUUAGUAGAAAGUACUUUAUAUUACGAAAUAUAUGUAUUUUAAGUUGUAAUGUAGCAUAUAACAUGCACCGCCAACCCUUGGCAAUGUAAAUAUUAAAUCAAGAUACAAAAUAAAAAUUUUGAUAGAACGGUUAA
Bicyclus anynana (squinting bush brown) is the source of this 3872-nucleotide messenger RNA. It is a transcript of the gene MED19, whose product is annotated as mediator of RNA polymerase II transcription subunit 19. Gene Ontology annotation, molecular function: transcription coregulator activity; transcription factor binding. The record is from RefSeq and is a predicted model, not a curated record. Bases 135 to 851 code for a protein of 238 amino acids. Gene Ontology annotation, cellular component: mediator complex. Gene Ontology annotation, biological process: positive regulation of transcription by RNA polymerase II. Lineage: Eukaryota; Metazoa; Arthropoda; Insecta; Lepidoptera; Nymphalidae. The transcript is spliced from 3 exons.